This is a messenger RNA of Fraxinus pennsylvanica, 333 nucleotides long. Lineage: Eukaryota; Viridiplantae; Streptophyta; Magnoliopsida; Lamiales; Oleaceae. The record is from the annotation of a GenBank genome assembly.
AUGUUUCGCUUUGAAGCUAUGUGGACAAAAGAGAAGGGCUGUAAAGAUGUGGUGGAAAGAGCUUGGAGGCUCAGUAAUGCUACUGAUGGAAUGCUUGGAAUCAGUGAAAAAAUUCAGUGUUGUGGUGAGCUCUUAUCUGCUUGGAACAAACAACAUUUUGGUAAUGUAUACACUCAGCUGAAGAAAGCCAAGCAUGAGUCAAAAAGGCUGACAGAGAUGGCUCCGAACAGAUUGUCUCAGGAGUCCAUGUACCCAAAAGCUUAUGUAAAGAACGGAUUCGCCGCCUAUUUUGACCAUAUACCAAUUUCCCUAAUUUUGCGAGAUGACUCAUAA